Paraphaeosphaeria sporulosa is the source of this 533-nucleotide messenger RNA. RefSeq lists its product as uncharacterized. Lineage: Eukaryota; Fungi; Ascomycota; Dothideomycetes; Pleosporales; Didymosphaeriaceae. Bases 105 to 395 code for a protein of 96 amino acids. The transcript has a single exon. The record is from RefSeq and is a predicted model, not a curated record.
ACAUAUCUACAGGAUACUGGGGGUGUGUGAGGGCGAGGAUCGGUGUGAGUGAGGAUGAGGAUGAAAAUGCGGACGCGGACGAGGAUGACGUGUGAAGUGUGUGGAUGGCGGCGACGCAGCAUCGCACCCGUCGCAGAAAUCAAGUGGAUCUGGACAUGCUCAUGACAUUUGAAGUAUACCUUUUUGUCACUGCACUGUUCGUGUGUUGCAUUCCGCCACGCCCUGUAGAAGUACGUGAAGCUGCACGCCCAAAUCUGCACAGAUUGACGAGAGAACAACGGCACAUUUCGUCUCGACGAUCCAAGCAGAUGUCGCAAGAGAACGAAACAGCAAGGUUGCGGAGACGCUUGAAUGAGCCGAUCCAUUUGCCAAUGUCGAAGUCAUUCGGCGGAUGAUGAAAGCCAAUCUUCAAAUGGCAGAGGAGAUUGCCAAGACUAGGAUCAGGUUCUUCGCUCGGGUCAACGAUAUUGUGGCGAUGGAGAUGCUGCAUAGCGACGGGGCGGAGAGCGUUGUGGGUUGCGGCCACGUUCAUG